GUUGGCUGGCAACUGUCUCAGCACGCAAGAACAUUUCAAACUACUAGUGAUAUUUUUCUUGUGCUAUUUAUUCUUUCAACGGUAUAAUAUAGUACAAUUUAAAGAUGAAAUUCCGACCUUCCCCUUCCUAUCCAAACACUGCGGCGCGAGCGACGGCAGUUGCCCGCCAAUAAUUGUAAAGUGGAUACAAUGAAAUAUGAUACUCUGUUUCAUACUGUCUCCUUCCUUAUUCUCUUGUUCAAAUCCUCCAUCGCGGUCGAUUCCAUAGCUCCGAAUGAAACCUUCCUAGAUAACAACACAACUCUUGUUUCCCCCAACGGAAACUUCGAGCUGGGAUUCUUCAGCCCACAGAAUUCCAGCAACCGAUACGUCGGAAUAUGGUUCAAGAAAGUCCCGAUUCAAACCGUGGUUUGGGUCGCCAACAAGAACCGCCCCAUCGCGGAUUCAUCGGGCUCACUCUCCGUCACAUCAUCCGGCAACAUCCUCAUCUCCAGCAACCAGUCAUCCCUUUGGUCCGCAAAUUCGACGUCGAGCAACCCGGUUUUGAGACUUUUGGACAAUGGAAACCUGGUACUUUUCGACGGCAGCGGCAGGAAUUAUUCAUGGCAGAGUUUCGAUGAUCCUUCUAACACACUGAUUCCCGGCAUGAGACUUGGGUGGGAUUUGAGGAGCGGUGAAGAACGGUAUCUGACGUCGUGGAAAAGCGCGGGGGAUCCUUCUCCGGGGGAAUAUACGUACAGGACGAAUCCAAAGGGACUACCUUCACUAGUUCUCCGGCGAGGAUCGAACAUCACAUACAGAAGCGGGCCUUGGGAUGGCGUUCGUUUCGGCGGCUCUCCUGCUCUGCACGGAAAUACGGUUUUCAACCCAUAUUUCGUAUUCAAUGCUACCGACGUAUAUUACUCGUUCGAAAACACUGACGACUCCGUUGUAUCGAGAUUUGUGGUGACAGAAUCGGGGAUUCUGACGUACUUCCGGUGGAGCGAGACGGGCAACCAGUGGAUCGACAUCGCCAACUUGCAAGCCGACACCUGUGAUAAUUAUGCGGAAUGCGGUAGCUUCGGCGUCUGCGAAUUUGGUAGAGAGCCGAUAUGCGCUUGCUUGACGGGGUUCGCGCCUCGGCUUGCGGAGGAUUGGGCGCGGUUUGAUUGGAGGGGCGGAUGCAGUCGGAUCGCUCCUUUGAACUGUAGCACGGCUGCAGGAUUCAGGAGGUUUUCGAGAGUGAAGGUGCCGGAUACGUCUACUAGUUUCGUGGAUAAGAAUGCGAGAAAUGAGGAGGAAUGCGAGGCGGCAUGUUUGAGGAAUUGUACGUGUGUGGCUUAUGCUCGGACAGAUGCCACGGGAUGUGUUGUUUGGUCGGGGGAGUUGAUAGAUAUCAGAUUGUAUGAUGAGGGUGGACAGGAACUGUUUGUCAAGAUGCCUCUCUCUCAAUUAGGCUCCAGAAAAUCCAAGAGAGCAGCAGCUGUGAUCGCAUCAGUAACGGUGGUUGCAUUCCUAGUGCUGUUGGCCCUCAUCAUCUGGCUGCUUAUCCGUAAGCGGCUCGCCAAGAAGAAAGCAGCUAUGGCAGAGCAGCAACAUGAUUAUCCGAAGCAAGAUGAGAAUGCAAGCAUGGGAGAUGAGGAUGUGGCUUUACCUCUGAUCGACUUUCUUACAAUAUCAACUGCCACAAAUGAAUUCUCGUUUGCAAAUAAGAUUGGGGAAGGUGGUUUUGGCCCUGUUUACAAGGGAGUGCUACCAAAUGGCAAAGAGAUAGCAGUUAAGAGACUAUCUCGAGAUUCUGGACAAGGCCUCCAUGAAUUCAAGAACGAAGUGAUCUUGAUUGCUAAACUGCAGCACCGGAAUCUGGUUAGGCUUGUGGGAUGCUGCAUUCAUCGAGAGGAGAGAAUGCUGGUCUACGAGUACAUGCCCAACAAGAGUUUGGACCUCUUCAUCUUCGAUCAAACAAAGCUUACAUCUCUAGAGUGGAAUAUCCGCUAUGACAUUAUAGUAGGCAUUGCCCGCGGACUUUUGUACCUCCAUCGCGAUUCAAGAUUGAGAAUAAUUCACAGGGAUCUUAAAGCAAGUAAUAUUCUCCUUGAUAGUGAAAUGAAUCCCAAAAUAUCAGACUUUGGUCUGGCAAGAAUGUUCGGGGCCGAUCAGUAUCAAGAAACUACAAAGAGAGUGAUGGGUACCUACGGAUACAUGGCCCCAGAAUACGCAGUAGACGGCUUCUUCUCAGUCAAGUCCGACGUUUUCAGCUUCGGAGUGUUGGUGUUGGAGAUAAUAAGCGGCAGCAAGAACAGAGGAUUCUAUCAUCCCGAUCACGACCUCAAUCUUUUAGGACAUGCAUGGAAAUUAUGGACAGAAGGAAAUCCUAGGGAGUUUGUAGAUGCAUCGAUUCGAAACAGAGAAUCUGCGGCAGUGUUGCGAUGUAUCCAAGUAGGGCUGUUGUGCGUGCAACAACGCCCCGAAGACAGGCCUACCAUGUCCAACGUUGUUGUAAUGUUGGACAGUGAGCAUUCAGUUUUGGAUCAACCUAAACAACCAGGUUUCUACACACAACGAAUGUUCGACACUGAUUCCUCCUCCACCGGGAACAUACCUAACACUUCCAGCGAAAUUACCGUCACAUUGCUCCAUGGUCGAUAGACUUUUUUUUUUUUUAUGCAUAUAAUAGAUAGACUCAAUGUAUCAAAAUAUUCAUUAUUAUCAUAUAGUAAAAACAAAAAAAUGUCUACGAAGAUAAAAAA
Messenger RNA from Salvia miltiorrhiza (redroot sage), 2729 nucleotides. RefSeq names its product G-type lectin S-receptor-like serine/threonine-protein kinase At4g27290. Bases 190 to 2628 code for a protein of 812 amino acids. The record is from RefSeq and is a predicted model, not a curated record. Gene Ontology annotation, biological process: protein phosphorylation; recognition of pollen. Lineage: Eukaryota; Viridiplantae; Streptophyta; Magnoliopsida; Lamiales; Lamiaceae. Gene Ontology annotation, molecular function: protein serine/threonine kinase activity; ATP binding. The transcript has 7 exons.